This is a messenger RNA of Rotaria sp. Silwood1, 1146 nucleotides long. The record is from the annotation of a GenBank genome assembly. NCBI's taxonomy places the organism in Eukaryota, Metazoa, Rotifera, Eurotatoria, Philodinida, Philodinidae.
AUGAAUGCAACAGAUAUGAAAUAUUUAUCCAAGACUGCUGUACCACAGGAAAAAGAACCUAAUCAAACAGGUCGACCGCCUAAUGAACGUUUUCCUUUUCAAAACCAGCAUCCACAAGCAACAACACAUUUAAUGAUGAAAUAUAGUCAGCCUCGUGUACCAAUUCUUUAUGGUCCUCAAAUUCCUCGACGAGAUCGUGAUGACACUCAAGAACGAUAUAGUCGGGCUCUUCUCACACUUUUUGUGCCUUGGCGUACCGUUUCUGAUCUUUGUGAUGUCAACCAGAAAUGGGAAGAUGCAUUUAAAUCUCAACAACAUCGUAUCUCUACAUAUUCGUGGAAUAUUAUAGAAAAUAUUCAGCUCUUACAUGAAUGCAAAAAAGAUCGUGACGAACAUUUACUUCAAGUUAUCGCUGAAGUUCAAACCGAGAAUGAUACCAUUGAUCCUGUACUUUUUCCAGCAAAUCAAGACGUUUAUGAUGAUUAUGAUGAUAUGAAUGACAGUGAAGAUUUGCUCGAAUUACUCGGAAAUUCAAACGAAUAUAUGACUGCUGCGAUGAUUGGUACCAAAAAGUCAGCAGAAAAUAAAUAUAUUGAAGAAACUAUCGAAGCAGUUGAGAGCGUUGGACGAUUUACUAAUAUGAAUAGUAAGCAUUAUUUUGAUAUGACCAGUAAGAUUCAAAAUAAUCAUAAAAAAUUCAUUGUAGCACAUGGCCAAUCUUCUUCAAAUGAAUUCAUCGAUCAUACCGGUCAACAACUUAUACCAUUUGUUUCUGCAACACCUAAUCUUGUUCACCUCAAUACAAAAUGGCAAGAGCAGCUGAAAACGGAGAAAGAACGAAUUAGACGAAAUUUAAUUACGGGCAACUAUGACAAAACGGAUGGUAUGUUGGACUUGUAUGCUGCAAAAGAUGCUAUUAUAACAGUGGUGAAUCCGAAUAAUUAUCAUAAAAACAGUUUUGAAAACUAUGCUCCAAUUCUUCCAGUUGCCUCAGUUAUUACCACAAGUUAUCCUACUCAGAAAAGUAUUGCUGAUGAGUUCACAUUGAAUAGAGAACAACGAGCUGCAUUUAUGAUAAUAACAAGUCAUCUUGAUGGUGAUAGAAAAUGUCAUACAGGUAUUUUCAUUCUACAUACACGAUCAUAA